Molecule: messenger RNA, 1305 nt
Organism: Morus notabilis
Lineage: Eukaryota; Viridiplantae; Streptophyta; Magnoliopsida; Rosales; Moraceae
Exons: 4
Coding region: 141-1298 (385 amino acids)
Source: RefSeq, a predicted model, not a curated record
GCCAACCAAGUCCACACUCGAUAUCUGUAGAAGUUAAUCAUUAACGCACUCCCAACCUGCAAAAAGAAUAUUCCAUGAUAUCUUCUAUCGGAGAGCUGCUAAAAAGUUGAAAGUUUUGUUUAUCCAGAAUAAACCAAAAAAUGGCCUUAACCUUCAAUGGCGUAAUCCCACAAACAAGAGGCUUGAGCAAUAAUUCAUGGGGGUUGUUUGGGUCUCCUUCUAAGAAGCCUUCUCAAACUCGAUUUCCCACCUGGGUGGUUUCACGCCCAAAGACAAAGCCACGAUUUUCCCACGGCACUUCUUCUGUCUCUUCUUCCGCCGCCAAAACUGAUUCCACUCUGUCGGAUGUUGAGUACCGAGAAGCUCAGGACCACAAUAAUGGCUUCACUCCCACUUCCACUUCUACCACUGCAUGGUCGGAAUUUGCCAGAAAUGUUUCCGGCGAAUGGGAUGGCUUUGGAGCAGACUUCUCAAAGGCAGGCAACCCAAUUGAACUCCCAGAAUAUGUUGUGCCCGAGGCUUAUCGAGAGUGGGAAGUCAAGGUCUUCGAUUGGCAGACUCAGUGCCCUACACUUGCUCAACCAGAAGAGCCUGUUCUUAUGUACAAGUUGAUAAAGCUACUCCCUACAGUAGGAUGUGAAGCAGAUGCCGCUACAUGGUACAGCAUCGAUGAGAGGACCGUAGGAGGUCUUGACAACAGAGUCUCUGCCUUUGCAUACCAAUCAAGUGGAUGUUAUGUCGCGGUCUGGCCAAUGGAGGAAAAGGGUCCUCUUAAGUUGUUGGAGUUGGAGCAUUGCUUAAUCAAUCCUCAAGAUAGGGAGUCUCGGAUGAGGAUAGUUCAGGUGGUUCGGUUAGAGAAUGAGAAGAUUGUGUUGCAAGGUAUUAGAGUUUUUGUUGAGCAGUGGUAUGGACCAUUCAGGAACGGGGAUCAGCUCGGUGGUUGUUCUAUCCGUGAUUCUGCAUUUGCCUCCACGGCUGCCUUGAAAGCCUCUGAUGUGUUUGGCGUCUGGGAGGGUUUGAAUUCUGUUGCCAGUUUUGAUGGCUCUCAGGACUUUCUUCAACAACUUCAAAAUGGAACCAUUGUGAAGUCGGUAAGAGAUGAACGUGACAUCGUAUUGCUUCCCAAGCAAUUGUGGUGUUCAGUAAAAGAAUGUGAAGAUGGAGAAACUCGCUGCGAGGCAGGCUGGCUGUUAAGUCACAGCCAUGCCAUCACAUCAAAAUGCACCUUCUCAGGCAAAGCCACUUUGAAGGAAGUUUCAAUAGCUUCUGAAAGUGCAGUCUUGGAGAGUACUGUAUAGUAUAUAG